AUGACAGCAGUAAGCGAUGAAAAUGGAGGUGACAAGAAAGUUAAAGCAGUCAGGAGAUCGGUGAGCGAGGAAGACGAUUGUAAGUUAGAAAGUGGAGAGGAAAAGAAUGGAGGAGAUCGUUGGAGAAUUAAGAGCAAUAAGGAGGUGUCUAGAGGAGAUGACGGUGAUGAUAAGAAAAAGGUGUGUGAAGGAAGUGAAAAAAAAGAUGAAGAGAGGAAGGAGAAGAGAUUAGAGAAAGGAAAGAAAAAAGAAAAGGUGCGGAAGAAAGAAGAGGAAGUGGCAGGGAGAAGAAAAAAGGAAAUGAGUCGUAACACAGAGGAGUGGGAGAGCAAGAGGAGGUCGGAGAAAAAAGAGGAGAAGGGGACAGACUGCAAGGUUAGGAAGCAAAGGGAAGAGCAGGAGAAAAAAGUGGAGAUUGAAGAAAGAAGAGAGGAAGAGGAGGAGAAAAGAAGAGAGAAGGGCAGUAAGGAGGAGAGUAAAACACGGGGGAUCCGGAAGUGUUAG
Monomorium pharaonis (pharaoh ant) is the source of this 504-nucleotide messenger RNA. RefSeq names its product vicilin-like seed storage protein At2g18540. Bases 1 to 504 code for a protein of 167 amino acids. The transcript is spliced from 2 exons. The record is from RefSeq and is a predicted model, not a curated record. NCBI's taxonomy places the organism in Eukaryota, Metazoa, Arthropoda, Insecta, Hymenoptera, Formicidae.